Messenger RNA from Closterium sp. NIES-65, 441 nucleotides. NCBI's taxonomy places the organism in Eukaryota, Viridiplantae, Streptophyta, Zygnematophyceae, Desmidiales, Closteriaceae. The record is from the annotation of a GenBank genome assembly.
AUGGCGUGUCACUAUUGGCUUGCUUGCUGGAUUGAUCCACACGGCAGUCAACGUCAACAUCACUUGUCCUCCUCUGCUACUUCGUGCCAUCAGUUCGUGAAGACUAUACUGGGCGUCCGCGCGGCGCGCAUAAAGUACCGCAUCUUCGCGCCCGUCAUGUCCGGCAAUCCCGACUUUGACCGCGUCAUCCGCGUGCAGGCCAACUUCGUCGAGCAGUUUCCGUCAUUUAUCACGGCCAUGUUCCUCUGCACGCUGUUUGAAGGCGGUACAGUGGCAGCAGCACUGGGUGCUGUGUGGGUGGUCUGUCGUGCCGCACAUGGGGAGCGGUAUAGUGCACGCAAGCUAGGGUAUGAUAUAUACUGGUACACUGGACCUCAGUAUGCGGUGAUUGCUACCAUGUACCUGCUGCCCCUAUUCAGAAUCAUUCCCACACUUUUUUAG